AUGUGCCGCCGGCCGGACGCGGCCGCGGUAAGGGCAGAGGCAAAGUUCGUGUCUGGCACGCCGUUUGUGGUGGACGGCUUCGGCGAGCCGCCGCGAGAGGGGCGGCUCUACUUCCUCACCCACUUCCACGCCGACCACUACUGCGGACUCAGCCGGCGAUGGCUUGCCGGCUCCUCUAGCCAGAUCGUCUGCUCGCACAUCACGGCGCGGCUGGUCGCGCGCAGGCUGGGCGUGCCCGAGGAGAAGCUGCGGCCGCUGCCGCUGCGCACGCCCGCGGCCGUCGGCGGCGGCGGCGUCUCUGCCACCGUCGAGCUGAUUGACGCCAACCACUGCCCGGGCGCCGAGCGCGUCUUCCUCCUCGCUGCGCGCAGCCUCGGCCUCCGCCUUCACGUCAGCGCCGCGCGCCUCGCCACCCUCUCCUGCCUCGACCUUCCGCGCGCCGACGUCGAGCGGCUCACGACGGACGCAUCGGCGACGCGCUGGGCUGUCGUGCCGAUGGGGCGAUCUCGCGUCAAUCUCGACCGCGUCAAUCUCGGGGCGAUCUCGGGGCGAUCUUGGGCGAUCUCGGGUAGGCACCUGCGCUUCGACCGCAUCAAGGCGAUGCUGCAGUCGAGCAACGGCCGGUUCACCGCCGCCGUCGCGUUUCGUCCGACCGGCUGGUGCGCCUCCUCGUCGGCGGCUGGAGCAGGCGCCGCCGGACGGACGCUGCGCGCCGGCGCGACGCGCAUCAUCGAGGUGCCCUACUCGGAGCACUCCUCGUUCGGCGAGCUGCAGGCGUGCGUGCGGGAGCUGCGGCCCGACCACAUCGUCCCAACGGUGGGCGAGGCGAAGGCGGCGCGGGCGGCGUGCGAGCAGCUGCGCGGCCCGAAGGCAGCCCCUGUCCAGGCCACCCUCGCAGCCAGCGCCGCCAGCGCACACAUCACAGUUUCGGUAGGUGAGUGUGGAGUGUAA
Emiliania huxleyi CCMP1516 is the source of this 951-nucleotide messenger RNA. RefSeq lists its product as hypothetical. NCBI's taxonomy places the organism in Eukaryota, Haptophyta, Isochrysidales, Noelaerhabdaceae. Gene Ontology annotation, molecular function: 5'-3' DNA exonuclease activity; damaged DNA binding. The coding region runs from base 1 to 951 and encodes 316 amino acids. The record is from RefSeq and is a predicted model, not a curated record. Gene Ontology annotation, biological process: double-strand break repair via nonhomologous end joining; interstrand cross-link repair; protection from non-homologous end joining at telomere. The transcript is spliced from 4 exons.